Messenger RNA from Truncatella angustata, 794 nucleotides. Its product is annotated as 3-hydroxyanthranilic acid dioxygenase. Gene Ontology annotation, molecular function: iron ion binding; 3-hydroxyanthranilate 3,4-dioxygenase activity. The transcript has 3 exons. Bases 101 to 643 code for a protein of 180 amino acids. Gene Ontology annotation, biological process: quinolinate metabolic process; 'de novo' NAD+ biosynthetic process from L-tryptophan. Gene Ontology annotation, cellular component: cytoplasm. The record is from RefSeq and is a predicted model, not a curated record. NCBI's taxonomy places the organism in Eukaryota, Fungi, Ascomycota, Sordariomycetes, Amphisphaeriales, Sporocadaceae.
GAUCACAUCAUUGCUUUCUUGACAGACAACCUGGACGGCCAGCUGUUUACCCUGCACCCGCCUACUUGACUUAAAGCGGCAUAGUCGGCAAGCAGUUACCAUGCUCUCGGUCCCAGUAAAUAUACCAAAGUGGCUGGAGGAGAACUCUCAUCUCCUCAAGCCACCAGUCAACAACUACUGCGUCUACAAUGAAGGCUUUACGACCAUGAUCGUGGGUGGUCCCAAUGCCCGCACAGACUACCACAUCAACGAGACUCCCGAGUGGUUCUACCAGCACAAGGGCGCCAUGAUGCUCAAGGUGGUGGACGACGGCGAGUUUAAGGAUAUUAUCAUCAGAGAAGGCGAUAUGUUCCUCCUGCCAGGAAACACGCCGCAUAACCCUGUACGCUUCGCCAACACCGUGGGAAUUGUUCUUGAGCAGAAGCGGCCCGAACGCAGUGUGGACAAGAUGCGCUGGUACUGUCAAAAUUGCAGCGAGGUCGUCCACGAGGCGGCUUUCCACUGCACAGAUCUGGGCACUCAAAUCAAAGCUGCAAUUGAGACAUUUAUGGCGAGUGAGGACCACAGGAAGUGCAAGAAUUGCGGAGAGAUUGCGAACUCUGUACCGAAGCCGGGUACGAUCAAGGAUCCGAACUUAGAGUAGAAAGCACUGGAGAACUGGAGAUGUAGUUGCGAUUUCAAGCCAUGCUUCCGGUAUAGCGAGGAUGGUGAAAAUCCAGUCGAUUUGUGAAUUUGCACGUCCCGUACCCGACGCUCAUGCAGGUCACUGAUAAGUAACGAUGCACUUCACCUAU